Molecule: messenger RNA, 222 nt
Organism: Botrytis fragariae
Lineage: Eukaryota; Fungi; Ascomycota; Leotiomycetes; Helotiales; Sclerotiniaceae
Exons: 2
Coding region: 1-222 (73 amino acids)
Source: RefSeq, a predicted model, not a curated record
AUGGCAAAUUGUCAAUGCUCAGGAGAAAUUCAAAUGUACAACAAGAAAAUUAAAUUGGAGGAUGAAAAGGAGCUUGUUCUCUUUGUUUCUUGUUUCUUUUGGCUGAUUAUGAUGUUUGUGAUAAUUGUUUCGUCUGAAUCCUACAACCGUCACAUAGCUCAUUUAGGUUUAAAUGAAUUAGCCGCUCGGGAAUUUCUGUUCAUGAACAAUUACGGUACAUGA